Verticillium nonalfalfae is the source of this 1179-nucleotide messenger RNA. RefSeq lists its product as uncharacterized. The transcript has 3 exons. The coding region runs from base 1 to 1179 and encodes 392 amino acids. Lineage: Eukaryota; Fungi; Ascomycota; Sordariomycetes; Glomerellales; Plectosphaerellaceae. The record is from RefSeq and is a predicted model, not a curated record.
AUGGUUCUACACCGGCAACAGGCCCAGUUUGGGCGGGCAAAGUGGCGCAUGGCCAUCUUGCUGCCGUGCUGGGUCUUACAGAUAUCUCUACUCCUGGCGACCAUUGGACUAUUUUCGUGGAGACUGGCCCAUUCUGUUCGAGAGUACGAGGAAGACAAGAAGAAGGGCGGAAAUGUUCCAGCCACGGAGCUAGUAUGGGAGAUCACCAAUCUCGGCCUGCCACUCAUCGUUCUCAUCCUCACACUGAUCGAGUUCGUUAAGCUCGGCGCGGAGACGCUUACACCAUGGACUAUGGUGGCGACCAACGUUGUCAAAACGGUUUGCGCCUGUGGCGGUAUGUCCGUCGAUGUGGUCAUGUACACCCAGAGAAAGGACCGCCACUACAGCUUGGUUGGCCUUGUCAUGGACUCUAUCCUGAUCGUCGCCAUCCUGAUACCGACGAUUUACUCCAUCAUGACCUAUCGUCGCCUGGCUUCCUUUGACGAUUACCACUAUCCCGUCAACAUUAAGGCGUAUGGCUACAACGACCUGGAGAACCAGCAGCGAACGGCUUCGAAGAGCGGUCGCCUUUCCAUUGCUUCCCUGGGCGAGAGCUCCUUGCGCCGCUUCUCCGGGUCGUCGAUUCACAACCCUGCUGCCGUUUACCAGAGCCAACCCGAAGCCCCGGCAUCUUUAACUUCCGUCGGUCGCGCCGGGCCUUCUUACAACAAUGAGCGAGAUACACAGUUCGAGCAAUACAUGAUGGAACGUGAGCGCCGCAUGUCCGGCGAGCACACUUACAAAGGGGCGGUUGAUGCGGUACCUUCGCCCCACCGCAGCGUCAGCAGUGCGACGACGAGUUCCGUCUCGAGCUCCAGCACCGGUGUCAUUGUUACUGGUGGGACACUGGAUAGCGCCCGACCUCUGAGCGACUCGAUAGGCCGCGCCCCGAGCUGGGGCAGCUCGCACGGGCUGGUGGCCGUGCCAGAGCUGGACGAAUACGACGAGGAAGAGCACCACGCCCAGACACAGCACCAGCAUCAUCGAAGGCAGUCCCAUCGCCAGAGCGGUGAUAAGGUGGCGCUGCUGGGUCAUCACAGGCAGCGCAGCAGCAGUGAUCCGCAAUGGCCGCAGCAGCAGCGCCCGCCCGUGCCGACGAUUGAGUUUGAAGACCUGAGCUAUACGGAGAGAAGGAGGUAG